This is a messenger RNA of Prorocentrum cordatum, 696 nucleotides long. Lineage: Eukaryota; Dinophyceae; Prorocentrales; Prorocentraceae. The record is from the annotation of a GenBank genome assembly.
AUGGCGAGCGCCUCGGACGUGGCCGACGGCCGGUGCCACUUCCACGAGCCCUACGGGGACACCCACAGCUGGGUCCUGCUGGACGAGACGCUCAUAGCCGCGGACGGCGGCUCGUUCCGCUUCGCCGUCUUCUCUGCCGACGGCACGCCCGCGAAGCUCAGCUUCGCGUGCUGCGAUUGGCCGGAGGACUUCACCACGGCUUAUGCUAUGCCAGACGCCGAGUGCCCGUUCUGUGGCACGAUGGCGAACUUCUCCUCGUAUUCGUCGCACUUCUACGAGGCAAAGGAUAUGGCCGAGUACGGCGGCUUCCCAGCCGCUGGAAGCUGCGGCGCGAUCGGCGACAGUUUUGGGGGGCCGAGCGCGACGCAGUGCCCGCCAGCCCAGGUUGCCGAGGACUGGGAGCAGCAGCCCCAGAGUUGCAUCCUCGGCUGCACGGGCGAGGAGUGCCACUCCCACAACAUCUUCGGCGACUCACAUACCCUGUGCAGUGGGUCACCCCCAGACCGCACAUCAACGAUUACAAUGUUACCUCCCUGGCAAUAUUCAGAGGUUCGGCCUUGUACUUCACGUCCGCUGGGGACACGUGGCCCCACAAUCUGGUGCAGAUGGCGUCGGCAUCCAAACUGGAGCAGUGCGACUUCUCGGAGAGCACUCAGAUCCUCUCUGUCGGCGAAGUGCUCUCCGGCACAGCUGUGA